Molecule: messenger RNA, 825 nt
Organism: Penicillium samsonianum
Lineage: Eukaryota; Fungi; Ascomycota; Eurotiomycetes; Eurotiales; Aspergillaceae
Product: putative oxidoreductase, 2OG-Fe(II) oxygenase family
Exons: 3
Coding region: 1-825 (274 amino acids)
Molecular function (GO): dioxygenase activity
Source: RefSeq, a predicted model, not a curated record
AUGUCCCAAGCUAUGACUUUCUCUCUCUCGAAGACUACCAGGGUUGUGGGAGGUCAAUCUUUGGAUGUCGCUGAUCUCAAGGAAAUCAAAUUUGAAAGUCUCGUUGCAAAAGACCCAGUCGAGAUGGCGAAACUUUUGAAGGCCGCCCAGUCUCCGGGAUUUUUCUUUGUCACUUUCAACGACGACCUCUCGGGGAAAAUAUCAGGCUAUAUCCGGACUUCUUACCUGAACUGCCAUGAGUACUUCGCCAAGCCUUUUGACGAGAAGAUGAAGUCGUUAAGGGAGGGUGUGGAUCGCGGCUACAAACACAGACCAGGCGUUGAAUCAUUCGAAAUCGCUCGAGACGAAAGGGACAGCAUCACUUUACCCAUUCCCUUCGCAGAGCACGCUAGCGCGACGCACGAUCUUGCCAAUAUUUGCGACACCAUAGUCCGCACCUGUCUCCGCAGCCUUUCUGAUAGCCUUGGCCUUGAUGAAUCCUCGCACCUGGAAAAUGCUCAUCGUGGACCGAGCGACUCAGGACUAAAGUUCGUCUCUAGUCCAACCCAUGCAUACAUAGCUGAUGUACCCGACACUACGCACACCGACAGCGGUUCGGUUACCUUGCUAUGGUGUGAGAAAUGGGCCAGUCAGUUGCAGACCCAGGAUACGAAAGAGUGGUUAUGGAUCGAGCCCAAACGGGAUUGUGUCGUGGUCAAUGUCGCAAACUAUCUACAAAGUCAGACCGGCGGUCGCCUGCACUCCCCAGUCCAUCGGCUGACGCAGCCGACUGAUGGUAUAGAGGACCGAUACUUUGUGUCCUAUUUCUUGAGACCGACGCACUAG